AAUAUUUCUCUCCGCCCGCUUCAGGGUCCUGUUCUCUCAUCUUCACCUUUUUUGCACAAUGAGUAGUUACUAUUUAUAAUAGCUUUGACCGCGAAAUCUAUUAUCCCGACGUCAACCCCGCGUUCAGAAUUUCACCUUUUCCUCCCUCUUCCCCCCUUCGGCCGCGAACAAAAAUUCCCCCUUCAUGACCAUCCGCUUUCACUUCCACACCAGAGGUUUCUCAGCUAUAAUGAAUCACAACCGAAAUAUAGAAGGCGUUUUCGCCGUUCAUAAACCCCCUGGCAUAUCCUCCGCCGAAGUUCUCCGCAACCUACAACAGCACUUCACUCCCUCUCAGUUCUUCCAGCCAUGGAUCGAAACUGAGCGCAGCCGGCGACAUGCAGGGAACAAACGCCAAGGCCGCAGAUGGCGCGACAAGCGUCUACAGGUUAAACUGGGGCACGGGGGAACCCUUGACCCCAUGGCGACGGGUGUACUAAUCACAGGUGUCGGCAAAGGCACAAAGGAACUGAAUAACUUCUUGGCGUGCACCAAGUCAUACGAGACUGUGGUACUAUUUGGCGCUGCGACGGAUACGUACGACCGUGUCGGUAAGGUGGUGAGUCGGGCGCCGUACGGGCAUAUUACGCGCGAAAAGGUGGAGAAGGCGCUGGAGGGUUUCAGAGGCAAGAUCAUGCAGCGGCCGUCGAUAUUUUCAGCGCUGAAGGUACAGGGGAAGAAAUUGUAUGAGUAUGCGCGGGAGGGGCUUGAGCCACCUGUGGAAAUUUUGAAGAGGCCUGUUGAAGUGACGAAUUUGGAGAUCCUGGAUUGGUAUGAAGGUGGCACGCAUGAUUAUGCCUGGCCGACGGAAGAGGCGAGUAGCACGGAGAAAUCUGUCGCGCAGAAGAUGCUGUCUAAAAGCCCAACAUCAUCUGCGCUCCCGACUACUGAUACGACAACGUCUGCUCCCACCCCUCCUACUGCCGAAGGACAAGCACAGCAGAAUACCACCGCACAGCCAGAGGGGGAAUCACAAGGUAUCAAGAGAAAGCUCUCCACACCUCCAGCGCCAGAAGCAGAAGAAAAAACACCUCCGUCACCGAAACGCCAAAAGCCCACCACCGAUAACACCGUCGACGCCUCCAUUACCCGAGACCCUUCGCCCGCCGCUGACCCCACUGCAUCCAAUGCCGCCUCGACCGCUUCCACUUCCACUUCCACACCACCUCCUCAACCCCCCGCAGUAAGGCUCACCAUGACUGUCUCAUCCGGCUUCUACGUCCGCUCCCUCGCCCACGACCUCGGUUUGGCCCUAGGCAGCAACGCGAUGAUGUCAUUGCUGGUGCGCACGCGCCAAGGCGAUUUCACACUCGAGCCGGAGAAGGUGUUGGAGUAUAGCGAUUUGGAGGCGGGGGAGGAGGUGUGGGGCCCCAAGUUACAAGGCUUUUUGGAUGAGUGGGCGGAGAGGAAUGGAGAGAGGUAUGGGGAGAAGAAGGGGAAUGGCGCAAGCGAGGGUAGGAAGGAGGGUUCUAAUGAGGAGGAGAGGUAGAGAGAGGUGGUUGAUGUAGAAGAGGAAACUCGAAGUGAUUGAAUGACUGUUUGCUUUAUCAAGGGUUUUUACUACGUUCCCGGGACCUUACCCCCCUUCAUAAUCUAGGGGUGUCUCGGAGCGCUGGCUUGGUAAAAACUUUCUCCAUUUUUACUUCCUGUUGAUAUAGACAUUGUAUGUACAAAUAUGCGUGAACUUUUCCCCACUUCUUCUGAUGUGAAAUAAGUAUAUUUCCCCCGAUUGUUAACAAUUAUCUCUUUUUAUCAUUCUAAAAUCAGAUGCCGAGAAGGAAGAACGGAGUAGAGAAGAAAUGUCGAAUCUGGCCACCGUAGAAUUGCGCUAAUUUACAGAUUAAACAAUAUAUCGUCCAAAUUUAAAAUCUCCAUCUCUUUGCAGCCGGGUACUAAAACCCAGGAUGGGUCACUUCCUACGGGGGAAUUCUAUGGCGGGCAUGGUAACUAGCCGAUGGCUUCCAAGGUGAAAUGAAAGUAAGGGGUUCAGCUAUGGAGAAGAAAAAAAAUGGAGGGGGAUGUAUUGUUAGAUAGUAGAAGUUAAGUGGUGGAAUAUGCGACUAGGAAGCUAAUAUAACAAUAGAAAUUGAAGAAUAAGUUUGUAAAAUGGUAAAAAUGGAAACGAUG
Messenger RNA from Blastomyces dermatitidis ER-3, 2166 nucleotides. RefSeq names its product tRNA pseudouridine55 synthase. The record is from RefSeq and is a predicted model, not a curated record. Gene Ontology annotation, cellular component: mitochondrion. The coding region runs from base 185 to 1528 and encodes 447 amino acids. Gene Ontology annotation, molecular function: pseudouridine synthase activity; RNA binding. The transcript has 2 exons. Lineage: Eukaryota; Fungi; Ascomycota; Eurotiomycetes; Onygenales; Ajellomycetaceae. Gene Ontology annotation, biological process: tRNA modification; mRNA pseudouridine synthesis.